Messenger RNA from Diuraphis noxia (Russian wheat aphid), 1086 nucleotides. RefSeq names its product Hermansky-Pudlak syndrome 4 protein (gene HPS4). The record is from RefSeq and is a predicted model, not a curated record. Gene Ontology annotation, molecular function: small GTPase binding; guanyl-nucleotide exchange factor activity. Gene Ontology annotation, biological process: vesicle-mediated transport; protein targeting; melanosome assembly. Gene Ontology annotation, cellular component: lysosomal membrane; cytoplasmic vesicle; BLOC-3 complex. Lineage: Eukaryota; Metazoa; Arthropoda; Insecta; Hemiptera; Aphididae.
AUGGUACUGACUGUAUUUUUAAUACCAGCUAAAAAUGUUAAAGGAAGCUUUCAUUUACCAUUAGGCACUCAGCUCUUGUAUAUUUUCAUUGAUAGAGAACAAGUAUUACAAAUAAGAAAAACAGCUACCUCAUUGAAACAAUCAGUAAAAAAAGCAUCAAAAUGGCGGCAAAAAAAUAAGGUCGCUGACAAGUCACAAGACUGUUCAAAAAAUGACAAAAUUCCAGAAAAUAAAAAUAUGUUCACGGUUGAAGAAGAAGAUACUCCAGAUAGUAACAGUGGUUCAAUCUGUAGUAUGCCAGAUAUCGUGAAAGAAUCUAUUAUCAAAGCAGAAAAGAGAUUAGACAAAUUUAAUGCUGAAAAAUGUUCUUCUCUAGAAUCGUCUUUGAACAAAAUGCCGAAUUUCUCAAAACUCGUUACUUUAAGAAAAGACACAACAAGGUAUCAGAGUCUUAGGUUGUUGCCUAAAACAAUAAAUUAUGACAAUUCCAAACAUAGUGAUAAGUAUAGAACACUAUGUGACCCAUAUUUCCCAUUAUUACGUGAUGAUGACUUUGCUGUUUCAAAAGCACUAUAUGACAAACAACUAUCUCAACAUUAUACUGAUCUUGAUAUUAAAGUACAAAAUGAAAAAGAAAAAAUAUUAAAAUCAAAAAAACCAGUUCGGCCCACUUCCAUACCAUUGAAUUUACAAGCUAUUGAUAGAAAACCUGCAAUUAAAGAAGAUACAAUGACACCUUUGAUGGCUAAACUUAGCAUGGCAGAAUCAUAUAAUUUUGCCACACCUACAGAGAAUAUAUGUAGAACUCCUACAAGUUUUCAACCACAAAUUAAUACUGCCRGCCAACAACAACUGUUGUUAUUUGUUGCUGGCUUUCAAAAUACUUCAAUAAUGGUGUUAUUAGAAAAAGAAGCUGAAAAUGAUGCUGAGCUUAUUCAUCUAUUAUGGAAUUUAAGUUUUAAUAAUCUUGGAGACUUGGAACACWCCAUAAAUAAUACAAUCACAAAUGUCCCAGAUGCAUAUAAUUUUCAAAGUACUGAUGAAACUUAUGGCUACAUAGUAAUGGAUAUGACCAAUGCUGGUAUG